ACCAACAAGAAACAGGAAGCUGUGUUUCAGCCGACUGGCCAGGCCUGCUUUGCCUGGAGCUUUCUAACCCAGAGUCAGGUGUGCUGAGGUCCUUCCGCAGAGGACUCUGCCUUUCUGAGCUGGCAACACUCGCCUAGCCCAAGGAUCCUUAAUUGCUGUGCAGAGAAAACUAUGACCACACUACAGCUUAAGGAGCUUUCACAGUCGGGCCUCUACCGGAGAAGGCGAGAGCGUCCUGAUAGUCUGAGAGUUAAUGGGCUCGCAGAGGAAGAGCUGAGGAAUGCAUACUACAUUUGUCCGACAAACUGGAAACGGGAAGAGCUUUCUGUCUCCGUUCUCUCACUUGCAUUGUGUUCAGUGGUCCCAGGAAAAUCAGAUGAAAAUUUCCACUUAAGCCAAGUAGAGAAUUACAGCAACAUGGCCAAUGCCUUGGCCAGUGCCACGUGUGAGCGCUGCAAGGGGGGCUUUGCACCUGCUGAGAAGAUCGUGAACAGUAAUGGUGAGCUGUACCAUGAACAGUGCUUCGUGUGUGCGCAGUGCUUCCAGCAGUUCCCAGAAGGGCUCUUUUAUGAGUUUGAAGGAAGGAAGUACUGUGAGCACGACUUCCAGAUGCUCUUUGCUCCCUGCUGCCACCAGUGUGGUGAAUUCAUCAUUGGCCGGGUUAUCAAAGCCAUGAACAACAGCUGGCAUCCGGAGUGUUUCCGAUGUGACCUCUGCCAGGAGGUGCUGGCAGACAUAGGGUUUGUCAAGAAUGCUGGCAGACAUCUAUGUCGCCCAUGUCAUAAUCGUGAAAAGGCCAGAGGCCUUGGAAAAUACAUCUGCCAGAAAUGCCAUGCCAUCAUUGAUGAACAGCCUCUGAUCUUCAAGAACGACCCUUACCAUCCAGACCACUUCAACUGUGCCAACUGCGGGAAGGAGCUGACUGCUGAUGCUCGGGAGCUGAAAGGGGAGCUCUACUGUCUGCCAUGCCAUGAUAAGAUGGGGGUCCCCAUCUGCGGCGCCUGCCGGAGGCCCAUUGAAGGGCGAGUAGUGAAUGCCAUGGGCAAGCAGUGGCAUGUGGAGCAUUUUGUUUGUGCCAAAUGUGAAAAACCAUUUCUUGGACAUCGCCAUUAUGAGAGGAAGGGCUUGGCCUAUUGUGAAACUCACUAUAAUCAGCUCUUUGGUGAUGUUUGUUUCCACUGCAACCGUGUCAUAGAAGGUGACGUGGUCUCUGCGCUCAACAAGGCCUGGUGUGUGAGCUGCUUUGCCUGCUCCACCUGCAACACCAAGCUGACUCUCAAGAAUAAAUUUGUGGAGUUUGACAUGAAGCCAGUCUGUAAGAAGUGUUACGAGAAAUUUCCUUUGGAGCUGAAGAAAAGACUUAAGAAACUAUCUGAAACCUUAGGAAGGAAAUAACUUUUGGUGUCUUUUUUCUCUCUUCUAAUCAAUGUUACUUAAUUUGAUUGACCCUGAUCCACCGUUGCUUAAAACUAUAUCAAAGCAUUAGAGAAAAUGUUUUUUUUCAUUUUGCUGUUCUCAUUUGGAACAAAGAAAAUGUUUAUUUCUAUCUAAAACACAGAUGAAAUCAGGACUUUCAUUUCUUUAGCCAUAUUAAUCUGUAGGCAUUAAAAGUAUAUAACCAAAAAGCAAAAGCAAAAAAAAAAAAAAAUGUUAAAGGGUAGUUUUAAUUAAGCCAUCCAAAAUAUAAAUUUAACUCUUCAGAAUUAAACACCCUGCUCUAUGGAGCAACAGAAGCGCUUGCCAGUCCGAGUGGACUAAGUGGAAUCCUUAAGAAAGCAUCUGAAACCAUGUCCGUGCGGGUCAUGUGGAACGGGAACGAGAACUCAUUCCCACAAGUUGUCCUCUAGCUCCACGGAUGGCCACGGUGCUCUACGCCAACACACACAGUUAAUGAACGUAAUAAACAACCACUGUUCUCAAGAGUCAGCUGUUACAUGACUCACAUGUUGAAGGACUCCAAGUUUUGCUUUCUAUUAUUAUCAUAAUAAUUUCCCAUUCCUAUCCUGGAGACUAUGUAGGGAAGAUAAGUAAACUUCCAAAACAGCUCCUAUGUAGUCAUGUGCUUAUCCAGUUAGCAUUGUAAAAGGAACAUGCAUGUUACUAAGAAGCAAAAACAUUUCAGAAUGAUUUUUUUCAUAUUUUGUUAAAUCACUACGCUUAGCUUUCUAUUUCAUUCUCCUUAUAGAUUUUUUUUCAUAAAAUACUUAACAUACUUGUAGCUACUAAUGUGUCUUUUACAUUUUUGAGCAAAACAAAACAAAAAUACCAGUUAUCUGGAAAAAUACUGCAUGCAUCAUGAUAUUGAGGAAAUGAAGCAUUUUAAAAAUAUAUUACACAAUUAUGCUUCUAAGCGUAAUGUAAAAUACAUACUAUUCAAAUGGGACAUGAAAUGCACUAUUAUGCAGCUUAGAAUAUAUGCUUUGAAAAGCGAGCAUGAGCCAGGUGUGUUGGCACUGGGGUUUAGUCCCAGCGCUCUGGAGGCAAAGGCAGCAGAUCUCUGUGAGUCCUAGGCCGACCAGGCUGCAUAGUAAGACCUUGUUUUGGAAAGAGUGACUGUAUCUCACAUUACCUUUGUGCUGAUAUCUAUGCUUCAUACAUAUUCUAACUUGCCUUGCCUUAGAAAACUGCAUCCUGUAAUCAGGAAUUCUAGGUAUUUCCUAUAAUACCAAAAUAAGUAUUUUGACUGAGAUUGAUAAAUUUAGAGUCAUUCACAACUGAUAUAAACUUUAAAAAUUCUUUUCUCAGGAAGCCAAUGAAAGUUAAUUCCUGACCUCAUAUUAGAACCAUGCUGAUAUAUUAAAACAUAUUUUAAUGAAGGCUUUUUCAUUUCAAAUGUCAUAACUGGGUUUUAUUUACUAUAAAGUAGUAAAACAGUAUAAAUGAUACUUUUAGAUUGAAAGAGGGUAGUAAGAGUAUCAACUUUAAGCCGGGCUGUGGUGUCGCACGCCUUUAAUCCCAGCACUUGGGAAGCAGAGGCAGGCAGAUUUCUGAGUUCAAGGCCAGCCUGGUCUACAGAGUGAGUUCCAGGACAGCCAGUUGCAGAGAAACCCUGUCUCAAAAAAAAAAAAAAAAAAAAAUCAAAAAAGAAAAAAAGAGUAUCAACUUUAAGUAAAAAUCAGUGAGUUCUAUUUUAUAAAAUAUUUUUAUUUUGAAAUAUCUGGACCAUUCUUUUUAUAUAAACUCACUAUGCAAAAGUAUGAACUUUUUAAAAAAAAAUUUCUGCUGCUAACAUGUUACCUUCUUUUUCUCAGUUGCCAAGAUUAUUCUGCAAACAUUGCUGGAUAUAGUGACUCACAUUAUAGUCUCAGCACUUGGGAGGCUGAGGCAGAAAGAUUGCCAUGAGUUGGAGACAAAUUCUAGGUUACAGUGUGAGAUGCUAGCCCCCCAAAACAUCCCCUCAAACAGAAACACUAGUGUAUUGUUUUGCCAUAAAGACUAUCUCAGGAGCCUAGGAAAAUGCUCAGUCAGUAAUGGACUCACUCCAGCCUUAGCACUUGAGUUUGAACUUGGAGGGGGCAGAUCCCUGGACUCCCAAGGUAGCCAGCUCAGCCUCACAAGUGAGCACCAGAUCUAAGGGAAUCCUGUAUCACAAAAAGAAGUGGAUGGCUUCUGAGGAAUGACAACCAAGAGUGAUAUCUGGCCUCCACAUCUGCGCGCGCACAAACACACACACACACACACACACACACGCACACACAUCUCAGGAUGCUGUUACUCUGCCUUUAAAUGAUUGUAAUCAUGAAUUUCUAAAAUACUUGGUUAUGCACAUUAUGGAGUACAUUUCUGUUUUCAGAUAACUAACUUGUAACCAAUCAUUUUAUUUCCUAAUAUUCUUUUCGAAUUAAGAGAUUUAUAAGUAAUUAAAAAAUAUACAUGCUUUUGUAUUGUUUAGCAUUUUAAAUUUGUCCUUUUGACAAUAAGAACCAAAAUUUCUUCAGUGUGCCUUUGUGAGCUAAGAAUGACUAGCAGUGAUUACCUUAAAAGUAUUUAUGAACUAUUGUACAUGCAUUUAGGCAAAUAGAAUUUGUAGCCUAGGGUCUUGAAGCUAAGUUCUUACGUACCUCACUGGAAGUAUGGAGCAGAAAGGCAGGCGUGCCCGUGCUUCCCGUCCGCGUUAGAGGUGCACCCUUGCCUGACUGCCUUUGCUUACGUGGCAUCGCUUGGCCAGCGUCCCCACUGCUGUCUCUGCUCACUUCUCUGCAGACAGGAAUAGUCCAGGAAGUUUGAUCUCACAGUCAGAUAGUUAUUCAUCUGGAGAUGGUGCUUUUCACUGUUGGUAGAGCCCUUAGUGCGGAAGAAGAUGGCGGUCUACAUGGGGCCACGUCAAGGAUUUCAUCUGGUUCCUAUUAGUUGUGAGGCUUCACGGGCUGGCAUUUGUCAGUAAACAUCUCUGUUUGAACAAUCUGAAGUAAUUCAUUGUGCUUAUGACAUUUCUAAGUGCCCUUUUUGUCCUUACUUACCUUAACGUAACAUGGAAAAUGGAUACACAAAAAUAUUUUUGUGUCAUGUUCAAAGCCUUAUUAACACUUUGCCUAAAAUAAGUCAUUUUGCCUCAUCCAUUUGCCAAAGUAGCCAAUUCCAAGUUAAGGAAACUUUGAUGUAGGCUGACAAUAUCCUUGUAUUUUAUUUUAGAUUGUAAGCUUAAUGGUAAGAAAUUAUAUCAGCAAUUGUGCUUUUUAUGUAGCAACCAUUGCUAUAUAUGUUUGGUGCUUAAUAAAUAUACAAAAUUA
Molecule: messenger RNA, 4730 nt
Organism: Apodemus sylvaticus (European woodmouse)
Lineage: Eukaryota; Metazoa; Chordata; Mammalia; Rodentia; Muridae
Gene: Lims1
Product: LIM zinc finger domain containing 1
Exons: 11
Coding region: 172-1395 (407 amino acids)
Biological process (GO): positive regulation of integrin-mediated signaling pathway; cell-cell adhesion; positive regulation of substrate adhesion-dependent cell spreading
Cellular component (GO): focal adhesion; cytoplasm; cell-cell junction
Source: RefSeq, a predicted model, not a curated record